AUGUACAAACCAGUAUCAACAUCAAGUUUCCACCCCGGCACCGUUGGAUACUUCGAUAAGCUUGGCAACUGGAAUCCUAUCGCUGAUCUCUCAGCCAUUGACGCCCGUUGGCCAGAGACGUUCACACCACCUCCUUCGGACAAACUCGUUGUGGCACCAGUCGAGACUCAGACUUGGGGACCUAAGACUGGCAAGGAGACAAAAUCUCGUUCGAUUGAAUUUCGUGAGAGUGUCUCUCUUACUGCUUUCACGGGAGUUCCACUGGAAGCAGGAUCAUGCUUCCGCAUCGAAUCAAGCGAAUCGGAAGGGGCUGCUCUGUUGGUUGACGGAGUGGCUACACACCAUCGGUAUCACUAUGAAGCGCCGUUUAAAGAGUGGAUUAAAGAGAAUGCAAAGUCCAUUCUUAAGGAGAGGCCGGAAGUCAAAGACCACGAUCUUUGGGUCGUCACGAGCACUUGGUCUGCUGCAGAAGCAUCUAUCAACUGCUGGAGUGGCACGAACAAAAGCGUAGACAUUGGAAUCAAUGCCAAAGUUGCCGAGAUCGGCGAGGUGGCUCCUAAUGUUGGCUGGCACCAUGCUGGUGAAUCUGAGGGAUGGAUACGAGUCAAAGGAGACGAGAAGGAUGGACAGAAAGUAGUGUUUUUCGGAGGUCUACGAUUUAAGUGGUAUUUUCUUCUGGGUAUGAGAUUCACGAGAAGUGCAAAGAAGGAGUCACCUUUUCUUGUCAAAUUCGUACCUAAUGAGCCUGAUGAUGAAGAUUACAAUGCGAAGAACGAGGUUGCACUCAUCUGCGAAGAAGAGCUUGAGAGCGAGGCACUACGACAAACACCAGCUUCACUAUCCCAGGAAAACAAGGAGGAGAAGGAUGAUAAUAAGCCUAAGUCUAAGCCUAAGGGUAAGGGUAAGAAUAUGGGUAAGGGUAAGGUCUAA
This is a messenger RNA of Alternaria arborescens, 930 nucleotides long. RefSeq lists its product as hypothetical. Lineage: Eukaryota; Fungi; Ascomycota; Dothideomycetes; Pleosporales; Pleosporaceae. The coding region runs from base 1 to 930 and encodes 309 amino acids. The transcript has 3 exons. The record is from RefSeq and is a predicted model, not a curated record.